GAUCGCAUGUCGUUGAUAUAGUUUAUAGCCUUUCGUGACUCCAUAUUCUUGCUAAGUUUUGGGAUCCCACAGAUUCUUUCAGUAACUCAGUCAGGGUCAUGGCAUCUCCAAAUCAGCUGCCGCCCGGUGGCCCUCCGUAUGCGCCUCAGACUAAGAGCUCAGGAGGUGUUCCCAGAUUGAUUCCAGAUGUACCUAUCACUGGUAGCUUUCUAUUAUUAUACGUAAUUUUCUCUGCGAUUCAUCUUCGUAUCGAUAUCAGGAACAGGAAACGGGGUCACAAGUUCAUUUUCUCCCGAGCUAUGCUGGCAUUCUGCGUAAUUCGGAUGGCCACCAUGUCUCUCAGGAUAGUAUGGGCCUGCAACAGAAAAAACGUCAGCGUCGGCAUCGCUGCUCAAAUCUUCGUCUACGUCGGGACCGUCAUCCUCUUCAUCAUGAACUGGUUCUUUGCCCAACGCAUAAUACGAGCUCAAAACCCUCGAUUCGGCUGGUCGAUGCCCUAUCGCAUCAUCCACCGAGGCGCCCUCGCCCUUCUGAUCUGCUGCCUCUUGAUGCUCGUCACAGUCGCCCUCCAAUCCUUCUUCACCCUCGACAGAAACAUCCACCGCAUCGACCGCAACAUCCAACUAGCCGGCCUAACCUACUUUGCUCUCUUCUCCUUCGUACCGCUCCUCGUCCUCGCUAUCAACGCUCUCCUCCCCCGGCACGGCAAAGAGCGAAUUGGAGAGGGCAACAUGACGAAGAACAUCCUCAUCCUCGCCCUCGCUGUGACCACCCUCACCCUCGGCGCCUCCUUCCGCGCCGGCACCUCCUGGCUCAACCCGACCCCCUUACGCGCUGCGACGCCAUGGUACCUUUCCACGGCCUGCUUCUACGUCUUCUCCUUCACCACCGAGAUUCUCGUCGUCGUGCUCUACGCCUGGACCCGCUUCGACCUGCGCUUCUGGGUGCCCGACGGCGCGAAGAAGCCGGGCGACUAUGCCGAAGAACCGCCCCGCGAUAGCUUCACGAAUCAUGUGGAUAGCAGCGAUAUGACGCUGCAUAUGUACCAGGAUGAUAUCUUCUCUGAUACGCGCACCUUGGCGGAUAGCCUGAGAUAUGGCCCGAGCACGCUGCAAAUGGAUGAAAAGACGGGGGCGUGGAAGGUCAAGAGGAGUAGUCGCGGGAGCUCCGUGGCUGCGAGUAUGAGCUCGAGGUGGUCGGGGUUCACUGGGCCGGGUGGCAUGUCGGAUAUCGAUAUGCCUGCCGUUCCGGAGCUGCCGGAGAUGAAGGGGGAGAGGUGGAGUCGAGGUGAGAGUAUUGAUGCUCUGCCGCGGUCGGAGGAGGGCGUGCAGCAGGAGCGGAAUGAUGCGCUCUCGCGACUUACCGGAGGCGGGAAAGAUGAGGUCGGCGGCAGCAUGGUCAGUUUGAAGGCUGUCAAGGAGAGUGGUGUUGUCGAUGAGGCAACGAAUUCGAAGAGUGCGUCUCAAAUUGAGCCUGAGGUUGCUCCGCCAGGCCUUGAGGAUGUCCACAAGUUCGAUUUUGAUUUUGACGGACCGAAAGAAGGCGUGUAAUGAUCGUGUAAUUGGACGGCUGACGCUGAUACGCUUACGAUAUUUAUAAGUUACCUACGAGCGAUUAUGGAUUCUCUCGUGUUUAGCAGUAUGGCAAGCGCUGCACCCUCACAAACAUCACAGCAAAGAAAUAAUGUGUAGAUUAGAACGAGUAUAUCAUUUGCGAGGAAAACCCUUCUCGGGUCAAAAACCUCAAUAAUAUCCAACCAUGUC
This is a messenger RNA of Mytilinidion resinicola, 1763 nucleotides long. RefSeq lists its product as uncharacterized. The transcript has 3 exons. The record is from RefSeq and is a predicted model, not a curated record. NCBI's taxonomy places the organism in Eukaryota, Fungi, Ascomycota, Dothideomycetes, Mytilinidiales, Mytilinidiaceae. The coding region runs from base 99 to 1550 and encodes 483 amino acids.